AUGGUCGCAUCUGCGUUAAGCCGCGCCUCUUUGCAGGCGUUGGCGAGAGCUGGUGCCAUUUCGACGAGUUCAGCCUCUUCGUCCAGGAUCACAGCAGCGGUUCAGGCCUUGAUUGGAAACCAUCGUUCUCUGCAUGUCGUCUCUUCUACGACCCAGUUGAUCAGCACGCCGAUCAUUGCCGCAUCCUCCAAGCCGGCGUUGUCAGCCCCGGCUAGGCUGACGCGAAAGGAACGCAGGACAGCAGUCAAGAAACAGCGCAAAGAGGCCAAGCGUCGUGUUGCUGAAUCGUCCGUAUCGGCACGACUCGGCGUGUCUACGGCCAAGACGUCGCCUCUUGUGCGCAAGGAUCGACAAUUCAAGACGUACAAACCGAUCACGCGCUCGAUUCGAUGGUUGAGGCAGCCGCUGAAUGAGCAUCUGCACAAGGGCGGGCCUGUGCGCUCACUUACGAUCGCCAAGCGUAGUACGGCAGGAAGGAACCAUCACGGUCAUGUAACGGUGCGCGGACGGGGUGGUGGACACAGAAGAAGGAUCAGGCUGGUGGAUUUUUAUCGAUGGGAGUCGGGCGAGCAGGAGGUGCUGCGAAUCGAGUACGAUCCCGGCCGCAGUGCGCAUAUCGCGUUGGUAGAGCACAAACAGACGAAAAAGCAGAGCUACAUCCUCGCGCCGGACGGUCUGAGGGCUGGCGACACAGUGCAAAGCUACCGACAGGGUAUUCAGGGCGAUGCUGGCGCAGCAGCUAGCAUGAGCAGCCAUGUGGUCGACGAGAUUGUAACUUCGGCGGAUGGCAGCACGCUUUCGACUGACCCUGCUGCACCUCAGACCGCUUCUGUGGCGGGAGGAGCCACAGGCAACAGCAAUGCGUCGCUCGAUCUGGGUAUCUUCCGUACGCAAGCCAUCCGACCGGGCAAUUUCCUGCCGCUCAAUCUGAUUCCGAUCGGCACGACGAUUCACUCGAUCACAAUCAACCCACUCGGACCGGCCAAAAUGGUGCGCUCUGCAGGCACAUUCGGCCAGCUUGUGGCUUUCUCAGGCCGAAGCGGCGGCGGCGACUCGCAUGCGCAGGUUCGACUGCAGAGCGGUGAAGUUCGCCUGAUCCCGAGCAAUUGCUGUGCUGCAAUCGGCACGGUAAGCAACAAGGACCACCAGCAUCGAAGGCUGGGUAAAGCGGGACGAAGCCGAUGGCUGGGUAGGAGACCCAAGGUUCGCGGUGUAGCAAUGAACGCCUGCGAUCACCCGCACGGUGGUGGACGUGGUAAGAGUAAGAGUAACAUGCAUCCCAGAUCGAUCUACGGACACCUGACCAAGGGUGCACGAACAAGGAAGCCUGGUACUAGGGGAGGUAACCAGAUGGUGAUCCGCGAACGACCGAGAAGGAACGGCAAGAGGCUAGGCAAGCCCUAA
Molecule: messenger RNA, 1404 nt
Organism: Mycosarcoma maydis (corn smut)
Lineage: Eukaryota; Fungi; Basidiomycota; Ustilaginomycetes; Ustilaginales
Product: mitochondrial 54S ribosomal protein uL2m
Exons: 1
Coding region: 1-1404 (467 amino acids)
Biological process (GO): cytoplasmic translation
Cellular component (GO): ribosome
Molecular function (GO): RNA binding; structural constituent of ribosome
Source: RefSeq, a predicted model, not a curated record